AUGCAAAACUUCCUUCCCCCACCCGUCGUGUCUUCCUCUAAUCGUAUACCCAUCCAUGAUACUCCUUCGGACUAUGAUAAUUUCACAACGGAAAAAUAUACCCCCCUCCUUGGAACAUCCUCAUCGCCUUCCUCAUCUACACGCCGCUCGCUGGCAUUCUGGCUCAUUCUUUACUUUUGCUUCAACCUUGGACUUACCUUAUACAAUAAGACCGUCCUCGUCCACUUUCCUUUCCCUUACACCCUCACUGCAUUGCACGCUUUCUGUGGCACUGUCGGAGGCCUCAUAUUGCUCAAAAAUGCUACAUUCGUGCCUGCUGAACUCACCGUCGCAGAUAACUGGGCGCUUGUAGCGUUUAGUGUAUUAUACACUAUUAACAUCGCCGUCAGCAACGUAUCCCUGCAUAUGGUCACUGUGCCUUUUCAUCAAGUGGUCCGUGCAGCCACGCCGAUAUUCAUAAUUCUUCUCUCGAUCCUCUUAUUUGGUACCCGGAGUAGUAAUCACAAGAUAGUAUCCCUGGUCCCUGUCAUGGUAGGCGUUUGUUUUGCUACGUAUGGAGACUAUUCGUACACGACAAGCGGGCUCCUUUUGACUGUACUGGGGACGGUACUUGCUGCCGUGAAGACCAUCUACACUUCUAUCCUGCAAUCCACUCCGUCGACGGCUUCUCCGCAACCCCGCAUAAAUUUUGUCGUUCCUCCGCGAUUAAAACUACAUCCGCUGGAUUUGUUGACGCGGAUGGCGCCGCUUGCAUUCAUCCAGUGUGUUCUUCUCGCAUACGUCACAGGGGAAUUAUCCCGCGUGCGUAUAUGGAGUUUAAACGAGAUGACGCCCGGAAAUGCGGCGCUCCUUGGGAUCAACGGCUUCAUUGCGUUUGGUCUUAAUAUCGUGAGUUUUACGGCGAAUAAGGCAGCAGGCCCUCUGAGUAUGACUGUUGCUGCCAAUGUCAAACAAGUGCUUUCCAUAUUUUGUGCUGUCGUUCUAUUCGAGCUUACGAUAACGCCGACGAACGCAAUUGGCAUUCUUCUUACGAUCGCUGGUGGAGUAUGGUACGCAGCUGUUGAAUAUCAAGAAAAGAAAGGUAGAUGGAGAAAGUAG
Molecule: messenger RNA, 1098 nt
Organism: Suillus bovinus
Lineage: Eukaryota; Fungi; Basidiomycota; Agaricomycetes; Boletales; Suillaceae
Product: triose-phosphate transporter family-domain-containing protein
Exons: 4
Coding region: 1-1098 (365 amino acids)
Cellular component (GO): Golgi apparatus
Molecular function (GO): antiporter activity
Source: RefSeq, a predicted model, not a curated record